AUGGCGUGGUAUUCUAUCCUCCCGCCGAAUUUGAUCUACGUCGAGAGCUGGUUUGCUCGUUUCUUUGUCAUCCUCGGUAUAAUAACCAUCUUCCCCUGGGCGGUGCUUCUCAUCUUCGACGUGAGCCUGUAUUUGUGGCGGACGGUGGGGUAUGAACUCCCCGUGGUCGGAGGUCGCGCGAGAGGCAUGCAACGACCGCGCGCGCCUAGCUUGAACGAGAGACCGGAUGGACAACGAAGGGCUUUCGGGCUGGCGGGAUAUGAAGAUAUUAGUACGGCGACGAAGCUGGAUGUUACGGAGGCAGAGGGAUCGGUGAGGCGGAGGACGCCGACCGAUGAUAGAAAGGAAGGUUAA
Molecule: messenger RNA, 354 nt
Organism: Aspergillus melleus
Lineage: Eukaryota; Fungi; Ascomycota; Eurotiomycetes; Eurotiales; Aspergillaceae
Exons: 2
Coding region: 1-354 (117 amino acids)
Source: RefSeq, a predicted model, not a curated record